UGCAAGUCCUCUGGUAUCAAUUGGACGCCGUGUGACUUCCCCAAGGCGGCUCUACCCGUGCAAUGUGCCAACCUAUCAGUACCUCUAGACUACUCAAGCUCGAACUCCUCCGAGACAAUGACCUUGCCUGUGUUCCGUGUGCAAGCAGCAGUGGACGAGGCCUCCAAGAAGGGCAGCAUUCUCUAUAACUGCGGCGGCCCGGGAUCCGACUGUGUGAACGACUUGAUCUCAUUGGGGGACGUUUUACAAGCCGCGACUGGUGGGUACCACGACAUUGUCACAUUCACCCCCCGAGGAACCGGGAAAACUCUCCCAUUUGAAUGCUUCACGGAUAAUCUCAGUCGAGCUGUCGGGAUGCCCGCAUUAGUUGGAAACGCAUCCGACGUCGUCGUUGGAGAUACCUGGGCCAAGAGUACCCUCUACGCUAACACCUGUGCCGCGGUCCAGAACAAGACCGGCAACCUCAUUGGAACUGCUUUUGUUGCUAGAGACAUGAUGCAGAUUGUGGACGCACUCAAAGAGGAUGGUCUGCUCCGAUACUGGGGUAUUUCCUAUGGUACCUUGCUUGGUUCAACUGUCUUGGGCAUGUUCCCCGAUCGUGUCGACAAGAUCCUCUUGGACGGUGUAGUCAACCCGUUCCAAUACUAUGCCAACUUCGAGACGGAGACAUUCGUGGAUGCCGAUGCCACAUUCGAGGGAUUCUGUAAAGGGUGUGUAGAGAACCCGGAUGUUUGCCCCCUGGCAAAGAACCAAACGGCAGAGCAGCUCCAGGAUUCCAUCUACACCUUCCUUGAGCAGGUCAGACUAAAUCCCAUCCCUAUCCCAUCUCCUGGAGGAGGUGGCUCGGUGCUUGACUACAGCACCGUCAAGGGAUCAUACUUGUACGUCCAGCUCAAGUUCCCAUCGGCCUGGCAGUCCAUUGCGAAGAGCCUCGACGCCCUCAUGAACGGAGGCGAGUCCGCCGGUGACGGCAUCGGGGGCGGCGAGUCGUCCGAAGUAUCGCCCAGCUCGCCCGAUGCGCUGUACGGCAUCAAGUGCGGCGACACCUUCACCGAGAACCAGACAUUCGAGGACGUGCUCCCCGCCCUGGACACCCGGAUCAACGGCAACCGGAUCGCGGGCGAGAUCACCGCACCCUCUGUUUGCGCGAACUGGAAGCUCCCAGCCAAGGAGCGGUACUCGGGCGAUUUCCGCGUCAAGCCCCUGAACCCGGCUCUUGUUAUUGGAAACACCUACGAUCCAGUGACGCCCCUCGUCUCGGCUCGCAAUGUGAGCGAGACCUUGGAGGGAAGCGUUCUCCUCCAGCAUGAUUCGUACGGACAUACCAGCAUCAUGCAGGCAUCGCUUUGCACUGCCAAGGCAAUCCGGGCUUACUUUGUCCGCGGUGAGCUCCCUCAGCCAGGUGCCAAAUGCCAGAUCGAUACUUUUCCGUUUUCUGGGACGCACGGGUGGAAAGAAGUCAUCCCUCGACUGGCUGCUGAGCCAAUCCAGCCCAAGCAGUAG
This is a messenger RNA of Clonostachys solani, 1503 nucleotides long. The record is from the annotation of a GenBank genome assembly. Lineage: Eukaryota; Fungi; Ascomycota; Sordariomycetes; Hypocreales; Bionectriaceae.